AUGUCUAUGUGUGCAGAGUCGUUGACUGGAUACAUCAUCAUCAUCAUCAUCAUCAUCAUCAUCAUUGCCGUUCUUCUGGUGCUGUGUGUCGUCGGAAUUGCAGUGUAUUGUGUGCUACGUAAAAAAGCAGGAACUCAGUCAGAAACUGAACCUCUGAAUAAAAUCCGUGUGGAGAAUCAGGAUCAGACUGACGCUCCAUCUACAGAUAUAAAUCAAACACCUGAGCAAAGUGCAAAAAUACCACCAACAGCUCCACCUACAGAGACUGAACCCGCUGCCUCCACCACAAAUCCCGAACCCGCUGCCUCCACCACAAAUCCCGAACCCGCUGCCUCCACCACAAAUCCCGAACCCGCUGCCUCCACCACAAAUCCCGCACCCGCUGCCUCCACCACAAAUCCCGCACCCGCUGCCUCCACCACAAAUCCCGCACCCGCUGCCUCCACCACAAAUCCCGAACCCGCUGCCUCCACCACAAAUCCCGAACCCGCUGCCUCCACCACAAAUACCACAGGAGGAUCCGACUGA
This is a messenger RNA of Clarias gariepinus (North African catfish), 528 nucleotides long. RefSeq names its product mucin-20-like. Bases 1 to 528 code for a protein of 175 amino acids. Lineage: Eukaryota; Metazoa; Chordata; Actinopteri; Siluriformes; Clariidae. The record is from RefSeq and is a predicted model, not a curated record. The transcript has 5 exons.